CCGUGAUACCACCGAAGAUUCUUAUCGAUUGAAAAAGAAAAAAAAAAUCGGAGAAAAGGAUAGAGAGGGAAAGCAACCAGCAAUGGAGUCGCUGACUCUCCGGGCAUCGCCGUCGACGGCCGCGCCGCUGUGUGGCGUCCCCGGACGGCGGCACGCGGCGGUGUCCGUCCGCGCCUCCGCCGGCUCCUCCGGCGCCGGCGAGCCGGACCUGUCCGUGCGCGUGAACGGGCUGAAGAUGCCCAACCCGUUCGUGAUCGGGUCGGGGCCCCCCGGGACCAACUACACCGUCAUGAAGCGCGCCUUCGACGAGGGAUGGGGCGGUGUCAUCGCCAAAACCGUAUCCUUGGAUGCUGGAAAAGUUAUCAACGUAACGCCUCGCUAUGCCCGGCUUAGGGCAGAUCCUAAUGGAUCUACUAAGAGUCCUAUCAUUGGAUGGGAGAAUAUUGAACUUAUCAGUGAUCGGCCUCUGGAAACCAUGCUGAAUGAAUUCAAGCAACUGAAGAAAGAGUAUCCUGACAGGAUACUCAUUGGCUCAAUAAUGGAGGAGUACAACAAAUCUGCAUGGCAUGAGCUCAUUGAACGUGUUGAAGAGAGCGGAGUGGAUGCUCUUGAGAUUAAUUUCUCAUGCCCACAUGGCAUGCCAGAGCGAAAAAUGGGUGCUGCCGUGGGGCAAGACUGUGCCUUGUUAGAGGAGGUCUGUGGCUGGAUAAAUGAGAAGGCUACAGUGCCUGUUUGGGCAAAGAUGACUCCUAACAUUACAGACAUUACGCAGCCUGCAAGAAUUUCUCUCAAGUCAGGAUGUGAAGGAGUUUCUGCUAUUAACACAAUCAUGAGUGUGAUGGGAAUUAACCUCAAAACUUUGCGACCAGAACCUUGUGUGGAGGGUUAUUCCACACAUGGAGGCUAUUCUGCGCGAGCCGUGCACCCUAUAGCACUUGCAAAAGUCAUGAAGAUAGCAAAGAUGAUGAAAGAAGAAUUUGCUGAUGGACAGUCACUCUCUGCUAUUGGAGGUGUUGAGACUGGCAAUGAUGCUGCUGAGUUUAUUCUACUUGGUGCAGAUACAGUACAGGUUUGCACAGGUGUGAUGAUGCAUGGUUAUGGCCUUGUAAAGAAGCUUUGUGCAGAGUUGCAGGAUUUUAUGAGACAGCAUAACUUUUCAUCCAUUGAAGAUUUCCGGGGGGCCUCUCUUCCGUAUUUCACCACGCACACCGAUUUGGUACAUCGGCAACAAGAGGCCAUCAAGCAGAGGAAGGCCAUUAGGAAGGGCCUGGAAUCAGACAAGGACUGGACCGGUGAUGGAUUCGUCAAGGAAACAGAAAGCAUGGUGUCCAACUGAUUCUACUCUGAACUCACACCACCCCUUCCAUCAUACUUCCAACUUGUGAUUAAACAGGGACCAUUUCAACCCAAAACAGCAGAAACUUUUGCAUCAUCUUAUUCAAAUAAAAGCAUACAAAUUACUUCCA
Oryza brachyantha (malo sina) is the source of this 1466-nucleotide messenger RNA. Its product is annotated as dihydropyrimidine dehydrogenase (NADP(+)), chloroplastic. The record is from RefSeq and is a predicted model, not a curated record. Gene Ontology annotation, molecular function: uracil binding; NADP binding; dihydropyrimidine dehydrogenase (NADP+) activity. Gene Ontology annotation, biological process: thymine catabolic process; uracil catabolic process. Gene Ontology annotation, cellular component: cytoplasm. The transcript is spliced from 7 exons. Bases 83 to 1336 code for a protein of 417 amino acids. Lineage: Eukaryota; Viridiplantae; Streptophyta; Magnoliopsida; Poales; Poaceae.